Labrus bergylta (ballan wrasse) is the source of this 3886-nucleotide messenger RNA. Its product is annotated as lysine-specific demethylase RSBN1L. The record is from RefSeq and is a predicted model, not a curated record. NCBI's taxonomy places the organism in Eukaryota, Metazoa, Chordata, Actinopteri, Labriformes, Labridae. Gene Ontology annotation, cellular component: nucleus.
AUAGGUUUGUUGACCUACAGGCUGUAAACAAUCCUGUCUGGUGUUCUCCCUCCCUCCCUCCGUGCGUCGUACGUAACCCUCUAAGCUCCGCCCCCGGGCUGGCUCUCGCGUACCAGUUACGUAUUACCGUAAAAAAUAGAAACUUCCAAGAUGGCUGAGGCCGUGGACUCCAUGCAUUUCGCAGCAAACAGCAAAACAAAUUCACCUAAACCCCUGAUAGCUAAACGGCCGCCGGAGUGCCGACCGCAGUCUUCCAGCGACAUUUACCCGCCGCCCCCUAAGAAGGUCCGGGUGGAGGAGAAGGGCCUGAAGCACAGGAAACUGAACGGAGAGGUGUGCGCAGGGGAAAAACACAACGGGAAGCAGAGUUGUGGUAGCCCAGCGAAAUGGAGUUUCGGCCCGGCCAAGGCGAGCCACUCCACCGCCGCCGCGGUGCCAGUGACCCCCGCUCGGAAAAUCUUCAAAAUCAGCAACUUCCUCGCCUCGCCGCCGAAAAUGAAGAAGGCGAAAGAGAAACGAGUGAAGGAGAAGGAGAAACGCAGUGAGGCGCAGCGGAGCUCAGCCCUCAGUGUGGACAGACUGAGCCCUGCUAGCUGCCAUACAAAGACCGAGAACGGCGACAUGAAAAUGCUACAGAGAGAUCACCGUGUGAAGGAGAAGGAGAAGAAGAAGUCUAAAGAGUGGAAAAAUCACAGAACGCCACCUUUACAUGACAUUGCAAGAGAAAACGGAGAAGUGUUUUCUCCACAGGAAGAUUGUCAGGAGAAGCCCAAAGACGGUUCAGAGGACGACCUCCUGCUGAAGAAGCUCAAGAAGAAAAAGAAAAAGAAGCACAAAGACGGCGAGCGGAUGAAGGAGAGGCACAGUCGACCCAAAGUGUACCAUCGCUCAUGUCAAACAGUUUGUUCGGGAGUGUCCUUGGGUUUGCCUGACUUCCUCGGUCGAAUGAAUGGAAACAACAGCAGCAGUCUACUCCACGCUGCAGCAGCGCCGCCGCCGCCGCCGCCACAACACCAACAACAACAGGAUCUCGCCGCUACCUCUGCCUCCAUCACCUCCAUCGUCAGAGACAGACUCUGCUACAGCUCCCCGCUGCACUGCGUCCCAGAGCCGGGCCUUUCCGGUCUGGAGUUCGGCCGGCUGAUCCACAUCGAGCAGCAGGCCAACGGGGGCGCGUCUGUGGCGCACGCCUACACCGAUCAGCUCUCCUGCCUGUCCCCCGCCGAGAUGCAGCGUUUCGCCCAGGAGUUUGUAACGCUGUCGUUCAGCGAGGAUAACGCCCAGGCCGCGUGUUUUGUGAUGGGGAUUAUACACGGAGCUGCUUCCUACCUCCCAGACUUCCUGGACUACUUCUCCUACAAGUUUCCCAACGCGCCAGUAAAGAUGGAGGUGCUCGGGAAGAAGGACAUCGAGACGACAACCAUGGUCAACUUCUACUCUCAGGUGAAGCGGACAUAUUCCCAGGGAACGUACCGCGCCGGGGCCAUGCGGCAGGUCAGUCUGGUCGGGGCUGUGGACGAAGAGGUCGGAGACUACUUUCCGGAGUUCAUAAACAUGUUAGAGGACUCUCCCUUUCUAGAGCGGACUUUGCCCUGGGGCACGUUCUCCAGUCUGCGGCUGCAGAGCCCCACUGAGAGCGAUGACGGCCCCAUCAUGUGGGUCAGACCCGGAGAGCAGAUGAUCCCGAUGGCAGACAUGCCGAAAUCACCCUUCAAGAGGAAAAGGUCCACCAAUGAGAUAAAGAACCUGCAGUAUUUACCCAGAGCCAGCGAGCCCCGGGAGAUGCUGUUUGAGGAUCGGACGAGAGCCCAUGCUGACCAUAUUGGUCAGGGGUUUGAGAGACAGACUACUGCUGCUGUGGGCGUGCUGAAGGCUGUGCGCUGCGGAGAGGACAGCGACGCUCCCGCCCGGAUCACCAAAGAUGUCGUGUGUUUCCACGCUGGAGAUUUCCCAGAUGUGGUCAUGAGGCUGCAGCUGGACCUCCAUGAACCUCCUCUGUCCCAGUGUGUGCAGUGGAUUGACGAUGCCAAGCUGAACCAGCUGAGGAGGGAGGGGAUCCGAUACGCUCGGAUACAACUCUACCACGAUGACAUCUACUUCAUCCCCAGAGGAGUCGUCCACCAGUUCAAAACUGUGUCCGCUGUCUGCAGUCUGGCCUGGCACAUCAGACUCCAACAGUAUCACCAGCAUGAAGAAGAGGAGGAGGAGGAGAAGGACCAGUGUGCACCCAGAGAAGAACCACUUCAUAUCAAAGAGGAGGAGGAGGAGGAGGAGGAGGAGGAGGAAGAUGAUGAUGAUGAUGAUAAGGAGCUGGAGGAGGUGGCAUGCGACCCAGUUGUGGAUACAGUGACAAAAAAGGAAGAGAUGUAUGCUGAGGAAAGAGAGAGAGCUCACACGCUGGCUUUUACAAAAGAAGAGCAGGAGAACGCCGAGCCGAAAGAAGUGUCAACAACACAGUCUCUACCUUCCAUUAAACAGGAGAGCGAUGAAGAUGUAGUCACUCGUACACUAACAGAGCCCAAAGCUGAGGAAGAUGAGAACGGGGAGAGUAAGGGAGGGGGAGAUGAAGGUGCAGAGACGCUGCAGGAGGAGGAGGCUGGAGUGGACAGUGCAACCUUAAAGACACUACAAGUGAGGAAGGAGAACGACCUGGAGGAAGAGAGGCAGCUGAAGACAACGACACCGGGUCAAGGUCUGAAAGAGAAAACUAAAGAUAACAUAGCCAGCACUUACAACACGCAUCAAAUCAAAAAGGAAAAAGAUAAAGUAAAGAGGGAUAAAGAUGAAAAGGAGAGGGUGAAAGAGAAGAAGGACAAGGAGAGAAGUAAAGAGAAGGACAGGGAUAAAAAGGACAAGGGGAAAGACAGGGACAAGGUGAGAGAGCAGGAGAGAUUUAAGACCGAGGGAGGUGCGUCGACGCAGCCUGUGCAGCCGAGCAGAAAAAAAGAGGAAGACGAGCGGACGAAAGAGGGCGGCAAAGCCUCUCAGACGUCCCUGCACGCGCACAGAGACGAGAAGUGGGCCUCAAAGGAGUGGGACUCAAAGACGCAGCCCCACGUCAAGAGAGAGAGAGAGCACGCGGGGAGCGAUAAAGACGGGAAGGGAGCGUCUCACAGAGAGGAGGCUCGAGACGCGAGCUCGCAUAAACACAAGUCGUCUCACGGGAAGAAGGAGAAGAGCGGGCAGAGAGAGGGCAACGCGUCGGGCGUGGCGCAGGCGAAGUCGGGGAGAGAGGACGGGAAGGCGGUAGCUCAAAAACCUCUGAGCGCUCAGGUUAAGAAGGAAGGAAAGAAGGAGAAAGACGUGAACAGUAAAGAGGAGAGGAAGAAGCCUGCCGCCGCGCCGCCGCCAGAACACAAACAGCCGCGGACGCUCAUCACCUUCGACCUCUUUAAGCCCAUGGAGGCUCACCAGACUCUGGCCCUUUCCUUCACAGACAGUCGACCUAAGAGCCACCAUCAUCACGGUGACUCUCGAGGCUCCUCCUCAAAGCCCGGCUCUGACUCUCGGACACUUGUGCCCUCGAAAGGACCAAAAGUAAAGGACUCGACGCAGGGGAAACCCGCCACGCCCUUACAGGACACGAGGCCGCAGCAGCACUCAUUAAAACAGCCCCUUAAAACACACACGCCCCAAACACAGAAAGACUUCUUAAUAUGAAUGUCUAAGUCUUCUUUUUAUUUACUGUACAACUUUGCGCAGAGGCUUUGUUAAAGUACUUGAAGAUGCAUCCUCGCUUCAGACUUCAACUGGUCUUUUUUUUUUAAUUUGUAAUAAUUGACGAGCGGGUGCAUUACUUUGUUGACACACUUAAAGGCUUUAUAUGUGAUUGUUUUGAUCCAGCAGAUGUCGCCCUUGAGCACCAGCAUGAAACCAAAACAACUCG